Propithecus coquereli (Coquerel's sifaka) is the source of this 2270-nucleotide messenger RNA. RefSeq names its product polyribonucleotide nucleotidyltransferase 1 (gene PNPT1). The record is from RefSeq and is a predicted model, not a curated record. The transcript is spliced from 25 exons. Gene Ontology annotation, molecular function: 3'-5'-RNA exonuclease activity; RNA binding; polyribonucleotide nucleotidyltransferase activity. NCBI's taxonomy places the organism in Eukaryota, Metazoa, Chordata, Mammalia, Primates, Indriidae. Gene Ontology annotation, biological process: mitochondrial RNA 3'-end processing; mitochondrial mRNA catabolic process. Gene Ontology annotation, cellular component: mitochondrion; cytosol. The coding region runs from base 1 to 2043 and encodes 680 amino acids.
AUGGGCAAAAUGCUGAGAAAAUUAGAAAUAUCCUCUGGAAAACUGGCCAGAUUUGCAGAUGGCUCUGCUGUAGUACAGUCAGGUGACACUGCGGUGAUGGUCACAGCGGUCAGUAAAACAAAACCUUCACCUUCCCAGUUCAUGCCUUUGGUGUUUUUUUUAAGUGCUUUGAAUUUUCUUCCAUUAUACCAGGUCCUUUGUAAUCUUUUAGCAGUAGAUGGUGUUAAUGAACCUGAUGUCCUAGCAAUUAAUGGAGCUUCUGUAGCCCUCUCAUUAUCAGAUAUUCCUUGGAAUGGACCUGUUGGGGCAGUACGAAUAGGAAUGAUUGGUGGAGAAUGUGUUGUUAACCCAACGCGAAAAGAAAUGUCUUCCAGUACUUUAAAUCUAGUGGUUGCUGGAGCACCUAAAAGUCAGAUUGUUAUGUUGGAAGCCUCUGCAGAGAACAUUUUACAGCAGGACUUUUGCCAUGCUAUCAAAGUGGGAAUGAAAUAUACCCAACAAAUAAUUCAGGGCAUUCAGCAGUUGGUAAAAGAAAUUGGCGUUACCAAGAGGACACCUCAGAAGUUAUUUACUCCUUCUCCAGAGAUUGUGAAACAUGCUCAUAAAGUGAGGACAACUACUCUUAAAACUGUCAGACCUUUUCAUAAAGCUUGGCUGGGUUUGUCAGAAAAAUUUACAGAGGUCGAUCCAUAUGAAAUAAUAGAAUCCUUCAACGUUGUUGCAAAGGAGGUUUUUAGAAGUAUUAUUCUGAAUGAAUACAAAAGGUGUGAUGGUCGAGAUAUGACGUCACUUAGGAAUAUAAGUUGUGAGGUAGAUAUGUUUAAAAUUCUUCAUGGAUCAGCAUUAUUUCAAAGGGGACAAACACAGGUGCUUUGUACUGUUACAUUUGAUUCAUUAGAAUCCAGUAUUAAGUCAGAUCAAAUUAUGACAGCUAUAAAUGGGAUAAAAGAUAAAAAUUUCAUGCUGCACUAUGAGUUUCCUCCUUAUGCAACAAAUGAAACUGGCAAAAUCACUGGUUUAAACAGAAGAGAACUUGGGCAUGGCGCUCUUGCUGAGAAAGCUUUGUAUCCUGUUAUUCCCAAAGAUUUUCCUUUCACCAUAAGAAUUACAUCUGAAGUCCUAGAGUCAAAUGGGUCAUCUUCUAUGGCAUCUGCAUGUGGUGGAAGUUUAGCAUUAAUGGAUGCAGGAGUUCCAAUUUCAUCUGCUGUCGCAGGUGUAGCAAUAGGAUUGGUCACCAAAAAUGAUCCUGAGAAGGGUGAAAUAGAAGAUUAUCGUUUGCUGACCGAUAUUUUGGGAAUUGAAGAUUACAAUGGUGACAUGGAUUUCAAAAUAGCCGGCACUAAUAAGGGAAUAACUGCAUUACAGGCUGAUAUUAAAUUACCUGGAAUACCAAUAAAAAUUGUAAUGGAGGCCAUUCAGCAAGCUUCAGUGGCAAAGAAGGAGAUAUUACAGAUAAUGAAUAAAACUAUUUCAAAACCUCGAGCAUCUAGAAAAGAAAAUGGACCUGUUGUAGAAACUGUUCAGGUCCCAUUAUCAAAACGAGCAAAAUUUGUUGGACCAGGUGGAUAUCAUCUAAAAAAACUUCAGGCUGAAACAGGUGUAACUAUUAGUCAGGUGGAUGAAGAAACAUAUUCUAUAUUUGCACCAACCCCUGGUGCUAUGCAUGAGGCAAGAGACUUCAUUACUGAAAUCUGCAAAGAUGAUCAGGAGCAGCAAUUAGAAUUUGGAGCAGUGUAUACCGCCACAAUAACUGAAAUCAGAGACAGUGGAGUAAUGGUAAAAUUAUAUCCAAAUAUGACUGCAGUACUACUUCAUAACACACAACUUGAUCAACGGAAGAUUAAACACCCCACUGCCCUGGGAUUAGAAGUUGGCCAAGAAAUUCAGGUGAAAUACUUCGGACGUGAUCCAGCGGAUGGAAGAAUGAGGCUUUCUCGUAAAGUGCUUCAGUCUCCAGCUACAACUGUUGUCAAAACUUUAAAUGACAGAAGCAGUAUUGUUAUGGGAGAACCUAUUUCACAGACAUCAUCUAAUUCUUCCUAGUGAUUUUUUUAAAGAGAAUUCUAGGGUGAUAUGCUGUAGAGAAAAAUUUUAGUAUCUUCUGAUGUGUAGAUUUAUACAUAGUAUAAAUAUAUUCUAAUUAUUUGUAUUAAAAUGCUCAUUUACACGUGCCAUUUUUUGUUUCAAGAGCAACUCAUAUUCUUUUAAUCUUAUUUACAUUACAAAUCAAUAAAUAUUUAUUAUUAAAAGUAAAUCAUUUAUACAUCUUA